CUUCCGCCCCGCGACAAGAUGGCGGUGCCCGCGCCGUGCCACGCAGACUUCCGCCCGGCGCCGAGGCCCGGGGCCGACCGCCGGUCGCCUCGGAGGUGAAGUCGGGACGUGCGUGGUGCGGAGCUGCAGCCUGGGUGCGCUGAGGCACCAUGUCAGAAGGAGACGCCGCGGGCGAGCCGAGUGCUCCAGGAGGGCCCCGACCCCUCCUUUCUGGGGCGCGGGGGCUUAUCGGGCGGAGGCCGGCGCCUUCCCUCACCCCGGGCCGUCUUCCCUCCAUCCGCUCCAGGGAUCUCACCCUCGGGGGAGUCAAGAAGAAAACCUUCACCCCAAAUAUCAUCAGUCGGAAGGUCAAGGAAGAGCCCAAGGAAGAAGUAACUGUCAAGAAGGAGAAGCGUGAUAGGGAUAGAGACCGACAGCGAGAGGGCCAUGGACGGGGCCGGGGGCGCCCAGAAGUGAUCCAGUCCCACUCUAUCUUUGAGCAGGGCCCAGCUGAAAUGAUGAAGAAAAAGGGGAACUGGGAUAAGACGGUGGAUGUGUCGGACAUGGGGCCCUCUCACAUCAUCAACAUCAAAAAGGAGAAGAGGGAGACGGAUGAAGAAACAAAACAGAUUCUGCGUAUGCUGGAGAAGGAUGAUUUCAUCGAUGACCCUGGGCUGAGGAAUGACACUCGAAAUAUGCCUGUGCAGCUGCCGCUGGCUCACUCGGGCUGGCUUUUUAAGGAAGAGAAUGAAGAACCAGAUGUUAAAACUUGGCUGGCUGGCCCCAAGGAAGAGGACAUGGAGGUGGACGUGCCUGCUGUGAAAGUGAAAGAGGAGCCACGAGAUGAGGAAGAGGAGGCCAAGAUGAAGGCUUCCUCCAGAGCAGCCAGGAAGACCCCGGGCCUCCCGAAGGACGUAUCUGUGGCAGAGCUGCUCAGGGAGCUGAGCCUCACGCAGGAGGAAGAGCUGCUUUUCCUGCAGCUGCCAGACUCACUCCCUGGCCAGCCGCCCACUCAGGACGUCAAGCCUAUCAAGACGGAGGUGCAGAGCGAGGACGGACAGGUGGUGGUUAUAAAGCAGGAGAAAGACCGGGAAGCCAGGCUGGCGGAGAAUGCUUGUACCCUGGCCGACCUGACAGAGGGUCAGGUCGGCAAGCUGCUCAUCCGCAAGUCGGGGAAGGUGCAGCUCCUCCUGGGCAAGGUGACUCUGGACGUGACGAUGGGGACCACCUGCUCUUUCCUGCAGGAGCUGGUGUCCGUGGGCCUUGGAGACAGUAGGACGGGUGACAUGACGGUCCUGGGACACGUAAAGCACAAACUUGUAUGUUCUCCCAAUUUUGAAUCCCUGUUGGAUCACAAACACCGGUAAAAGGAGCAGAUGGAGGAUGGCGGUGGUUGUGUCCACGGCUGCUGCCUGCUCCAGACGUUUUGUUCUCAAAUCUGUUCAACCCAGAAGGCGCCUGUUUAGCCCACCCACUCCAGCCAUCGUCCCAGUUUUCCCCACAUGGCUCCUUCCCGCAGCAGCUGUGAACGGCGCAGUGACCUUCCCGCAGCACGGAAACUGCACACCCUCACUGCUGGGGGGCUUGUCCCUGCUAUUUAUUUUUAUAUUUAUGGCUUACCUCUUCAACUGACUGCACCCUCCCCAGGUGGAGAGGCCGCACGGUCUGGGAAGGGACGGGCUCCUUCUCUAGGUGACGUCUUUGCUCUCAGGGUAGGAAGUGUAAGGACAGCUGCUGCUGCUGCUCCCGCCUUCCUCCCAACAGGCGGCACCAGAGAGAGAGCAGGGACUUCUCGAGUCUGAGACUCAGCCCCAGCCCUGCCCAUUACUAGUUGUGUGAUUGACAAACUACCUAACGUUUCUGAGCCUCAUAUUCCUCAUCUGACAGAAAUGAGGACGAUACCUACCUCACAGGGUUGGCAUGAGGAUGCAGUGGAAUAUUGUCGAUGAAAACUUGCACAAGGCCGGACAUACACAGUAGGCGCUCAAUAAAUGUUAGUUUAGUUUCCCUUCGA
This is a messenger RNA of Delphinapterus leucas (beluga whale), 1993 nucleotides long. It is a transcript of the gene POLR3D, whose product is annotated as RNA polymerase III subunit D. NCBI's taxonomy places the organism in Eukaryota, Metazoa, Chordata, Mammalia, Artiodactyla, Monodontidae. Gene Ontology annotation, cellular component: RNA polymerase III complex. Gene Ontology annotation, molecular function: DNA binding. The record is from RefSeq and is a predicted model, not a curated record. Gene Ontology annotation, biological process: tRNA transcription by RNA polymerase III.